AUCAAGGCGAGGAGGAGAUGAGACCUUGCAGCAGAGAGCAUAUGCCUCGCAAAGUUCCCAGCCCCGCUUGUUCCCUCCUCUAAUAUUCCCCUCCGCCCAUGGAAUAUCCCCGGAAUUCCAACCCAAACCUGUUGUCUUCGUUUUCACUCCCUCUCCCGCUUAUAUACGCAACGGCAAGCUCGCCCUCUCCCACGCCCCGACGCGCCGUUACGCAGCUGGGCCGUGCACGCUUGCGCAAACCGAAGGAUUGCCGCUCCGUUAUUGGUCUCCUCCUCGGGUGCUGGCGGCGGGAGCAAUGGCGAUUGGCGGGAAGGAGAUCAAGGAAGACCUGGAGGAGGCGCCGCCACUGCUCCUGGACGAGGCCGCGCGCCCGCGCCGCGUGGCGCUCUUCGUUGAGCCGUCGCCGUUCGCCUAUAUCUCUGGGUAUAAGAACCGCUUCCAGAACUUCAUCAAACACUUGCGUGAAAUGGGAGAUGAGGUCAUUGUUGUGACCAACCAUGAAGGAGUUCCCGAAGAAUUUCAUGGUGCCAAGGUUAUUGGCUCAUGGAGCUUCCCAUGUCCCAUGUAUGGAAAAGUCCCGCUUUCGCUGGCACUCAGUCCUAGAAUCAUUUCGGAGGUUGCAAAGUUCAAACCUGACAUUAUUCAUGCAUCUUCACCUGGAAUUAUGGUUUUUGGGGCUCUUGCUAUUGCUAAGCUUCUCAGCGUGCCCCUAGUCAUGUCCUACCACACUCAUGUCCCAGUGUAA
Molecule: messenger RNA, 745 nt
Organism: Panicum virgatum (switchgrass)
Lineage: Eukaryota; Viridiplantae; Streptophyta; Magnoliopsida; Poales; Poaceae
Product: sulfoquinovosyl transferase SQD2-like
Exons: 5
Coding region: 296-745 (149 amino acids)
Biological process (GO): sulfolipid biosynthetic process; glycolipid biosynthetic process
Cellular component (GO): chloroplast envelope
Molecular function (GO): UDP-sulfoquinovose:DAG sulfoquinovosyltransferase activity
Source: RefSeq, a predicted model, not a curated record